Yamadazyma tenuis ATCC 10573 is the source of this 1923-nucleotide messenger RNA. RefSeq lists its product as uncharacterized. Lineage: Eukaryota; Fungi; Ascomycota; Pichiomycetes; Serinales; Debaryomycetaceae. The record is from RefSeq and is a predicted model, not a curated record.
AUGGAUUAUUCAGAUCAUACCUUUGCCCGGCCUCCCUUGCCAUCGGAUUUCUCUUACUUUCUGCCGAUGACUUUACAGAGAUCAAAUCCAUCCGAUAAAUCUGAUCCAUUACAGAGACUUGAAGUUGAAACCACCUCCACCACCUCGGUUCCCAUUUCGUUCCCAUACUAUUACAUAGAUGAGAACAACAACUCAUUCGACACCUUUAACUUGUUGAACGACGGUACCAAUAGCCAGGAGGCACCCAAAUACACCAACACUACACAUAAUAUCCAAACCGAACAGAAUGCUACGGUAGGAGGAUUGCAGGUUAAAAAGGGUACUGCCAGUUCUGACUCCCAUACCAAAUUAAAGCAGUUGUCGGACGAAGCAUUCAACCCGGUCCCCAGCAGGUUUUCACAAUUCAUCACCGAACAGCAGCAAGCCGAUGAUUUGUCACUGAACACAACAUCCAUUGGUAGCUACUCCGACGGUCCAAUUCCUCGUUCUCGUAAGGGUAAAUCGUACUCAACCACCAUGUCAAAAAACAAAAUGUCUUCCUCAAUAUCACAAGGAAGAGCAUCAAAGGACUUGAGAAGAGAAAUAUCUCAGUCCAUGGAAUCUCAGGCCACCAUUUUCUCCACGAGGCAAGAUGAACAACCACCAUCUACGCUGAAAACCGUCUACAGAACCAGUAGUUCUGCCUCGACUUUAAGCAGGAGAAAAGCCAUCCGAUUCAAAGAGGGAAGUUUCAUCUACAGAAUGAGGUUGCGUCUCAAAAAGCUUUUGAAGAAGUUCAAACAAUUGAAGUUUAAGAUCCCGGUUUCUUCCAAGAGGACUGGUAACAACAGUAUCAAGAGACUGAGAACUAAGGGUAGAACUCUCAAGAGAAAGUUCAGAGCCAAUCCUAAGAACAAAGCCGCUAGACGUUUCAUGAAUAUUUCAGCUCCUAUUAAUAAUCCUUCCUUAGGAAGAGGUAAUGCUACCAAAGUCAAUGGCUUGGAUGAUGGCUUGAAGUAUGAAGCAGGUGCACCAAAAGAAAACGUCAAUAUGGGUAGCAGGGAUAUGAAGAUGAACCACUUAUCUCUGUACAUUGAUCAGCAACAAGGAUUGUACUUGAACAACAUGGACCAAAAGUCAGAAUCCAUGAAUUAUGGAAGAACCCCAUCGAUUGCAGCCAAUACCAAUAUUAACACCAUCGAUGGAAUCGAAGAGAUUCCCGUGAGCGAAUAUUCCAGCAUUCCUCCUCCAGUUCCUAAACAUGGGAACCCUCAAACUGUCCUUGGUAGCUACGAUGACUUAAUUUCAUUGUGGAGACGGUACUUGGCUCAUGUGGUGCUGAAGAGAAUCCAGUUGAGACAAGAGAUCACUUACUUCCAGGAGAUGUUGGUGGGACAAGAAUUAAAGUCUGGUAAGACCAGUACUCAACUGAGAUUGAGUAGCAUCUACAACAUUGAUGAAGGAGAUGACGAAUAUGAUGAUGAAGAGGAAGAGGAUUAUGAAGACAAUGAACUUGUUUCUGACACCGUCUCUGAAACUGGAACUAUUGAAUCUUCCUCGUAUGUAACCACGUCCCUUAGUUCAAAGUCGGAGGCAUAUAGCGAACAGCAAAUGAUCAAAUCAUACAUUCCUGAUGCCACUUCUGAGAAAUUCAACAGGAAAUUCAACCGUCAAUCAGUCUUGAGUGAAAUGCUUGAUUACGAAUCUUCGGAUUCAGAGCUGCUGACUACAACUUCUAUAUCAGAUCAAACCUCACCAAGCUACAAAUCUACUUUGAAGUACACAAAUAGUUCAACCCAAGCCAGCUUAGAGAUUGGGAGACAAUAUAGCAUCAAGAAGAAGCCAUUGAUCCGAUCGUUAAGUUCAAUGUCUUCUCAUCACCGAGGAAAUAGCCCCAUGAGAAGAUCAGUGGGAUAUCAAAUGGAAUUAAACAUGGCACAUUAA